Messenger RNA from Pseudophryne corroboree (corroboree frog), 2096 nucleotides. RefSeq names its product gastrula zinc finger protein XlCGF26.1-like. The record is from RefSeq and is a predicted model, not a curated record. The annotation marks the transcript as partial. The transcript has a single exon. Gene Ontology annotation, molecular function: RNA polymerase II cis-regulatory region sequence-specific DNA binding; DNA-binding transcription factor activity. Lineage: Eukaryota; Metazoa; Chordata; Amphibia; Anura; Myobatrachidae. Gene Ontology annotation, biological process: regulation of transcription by RNA polymerase II.
AAGCCAUUUACAUGUUCUGAGUGUGGGAAAAGUUUUACACAUAAAUUAGCUCUUGUUAGACAUCAGAGAACUCAUACAGGUGAGAAACCAUUUCCAUGCUCUAAGUGUGGGAAAUGUUUUACACAGAAAUCAGCUCUUGUUAUACAUGAAAGAAGUCAUACAGGUGAGAAACCAUUUCAAUGUGCUGAAUGUGGGAAAUGUUUUAUACAGAAAUCAGAUCUUCUUAUACACAGGAGACGUCACACAGGUGAGAAACCAUUUACCUGUUCUGAGUGUGGGAAAUGUUUUACAGAUAAAUCAGGUCUUGUUAUACAUGAGAGAAUUCACACUGGUGAGAAGCCAUUUCCAUGCCGUGAGUGUGGGAAAAGUUUUACACAUAAAUUAGCUCUUGUUAACCAUCAGAGAAUUCAUAUAGGUGAGAAACCAUUUCCAUGUUCUGAGUGUGGGAAAUGUUUUACACAGAAAUCAGCUCUUGUUAUACAUAGGAGACGUCACACAGGUGAGAAACCAUUUACCUGCUCUGAGUGUGGAAGAUGUUAUACACAUAAAUCAGGUUUUCUUAUACAUGAGAGAAUUCACACAGGUGAAAAGCCAUUUCCAUGCCAUGAUUGUGGGAAAUGUUUUACACACAAAUCAGCUCUUGUUAGACAUGAGAGAUGCCAUACAGAUGAAAAGCCAUUUCCAUGCUCUGACUGUGGGAAAUGUUUCUCAUGCAAAGCAGCUCUUGUUAUACAUGAGAAAAGUCACACAGGUGAGAAGCCAUUUCUGUGUUCUGAGUGUGGGAAAUGUUUUAUGAAUAAAUCAGGUCUUGUUACACAUCAUAGACAUCACACAGGUGAGAAACCGUUUACAUGCUCUGAGUGUGGGAAAUGUUUUUCACGCAAAUCAACUCUUGUUAUGCAUGAGAGAAUACACACAGGUGAGAAACCAUUUAGAUGUGCUGAAUGUGGGAAAUGUUUUUCACUCAAAUCAGAUCUUGUUAUACAUGAGAUAAUGCAUGGAGGUAAGAAACCAUUUCCAUGCUCUGAGUGUGGGAAAUAUUUUAUACACAAAUCAGAUCUUAUUAGACAUGAGAGAAGUCACACAGGUGAAAAACCAUUUACAUGUUCUGAGUGUGGGAAAUGUUUCUCACGCAGAUCAGCUGUUGUUAGACAUCAGAGAAGUCACACAGGUGAGAGGCCAUUUACAUGCUGUGAGUGUGGGAAAUGUUUUAUAAAGAAAUCAGAUCUUGUUACACAUCAGAGAAGUCACACAGGUGAGAGACCAUUCACAUGUGAGUGUGGGAAAUGUUUUAUGUGGAAAUCAUCUCUUCUUAGACAUCAGAGAAGUCACACAGGAGAGAACCAGCUAUUGAAAGACAAGUCACAGUUGAAUUGACUUGAUUAAACAAUGUUGCAUUAAUAAUUGUAUAAUAAAUCUGUAAUAAGAAUGUGUAUUUCGUUCCUUCCAAUAGAAUUCAAAGCACUUUGCAUUAUUGUAUAAGGUGAGGCAGCAAUUUUGUGUAUGUGCAGUUUUUAUUCUGAGAAAGCAUUCACAACAAUCCCUGCUCCAUUGGAGCUUACAAUCUACCUUCCAUAUGAGAUGACAGGUUUCAAUUGUGCCAAAAACCACUUAAUCUAUCAGUCUGAACUUGUGGGAGGUGACCUGUGGCAGUAUGGAGAGAACAUGCAAAGUCCACAGAAAUAGGCCUUGGGAACCAUAGCUGAGAAUCCAGUGCAGUGUAGAAGCAAUUCUAAACACUAUGCCGCGUAAACCUAAUUAAUCAAAAUGAUUAAAUGUAAAGAGUGUACUCAGUGCACGGGGGAGAGAAUGCCUCUCCUAACAUAAAACCUGUUCCCAGUGGUGCCUUCAGGGGGAUAGAAGCUCAGCCACCCCUCCAUUAUCCAUUACUAGCAACUACAAAACAAGCCGAGCUUCCAUGCAACAUACAAAGCAGGAAGAAAAAGAAGACUCCUUUUGGGUGCACUCUUAAGGAUCAAAGAUGGAAUUUAUUAAAACAUAACUUUUAUUUGGUUAUUUAAUAUAUUGGUGUAUUCAACAAAGACUAACAACAUUUAUGUAACAAGAGUAUCAGUCAAUAUUAAUAAAUAUUCAUG